UCCUCAUUCUGUGUCUCUCUCCGUUCGCAGCGGUCUGGAUGCCUGCAGGGACAGAAACAGAAACAUGGCUGUGAAUCUCGGGAAGAACAGACUGGCCCUGCUGACCGCCUACCAGGACGUCAUUGACGAGACCUCGGACACCGACUGGGCCUUGUACACAUAUGAGGGCGACAGUAAUGACUUGUCACUGGCAGCAUCAGGAGGUGGGGGUCUGGCGGAAAUCACAGUGACCUUCGACAAUGCCAUGGUGAUGUACGGUUUCUGCAGCCUGAAGGAUCCCAGCGCCGCUCUGCCGCGCUACAUCCUCAUCAACUGGGUUGGGGAAGAUGUGCCAGAUGCCAGGAAGUGCGCCUGUGCCAGCCAUGUUGCCACCAUCGCAGACUUCUUCCAGGGAGUCGAUGUCAUUGUCAACGCCAGCAGCCUGGACGACAUCGACCCCUCCGCCAUCGGGCAGCGGCUGACCAAUGGGACGGCGGCGAUAGUGGCAAGUCCCGUUCUGAGCCGCCUGCGAACCCGAGAGGAUGAGAACGGAGAACACGUGGGCACUGUGUACGAGAAGACCAACGCAGAGGUGGAGAUGAAGAAAAUCAACAGAGAGGAAUUCUGGGAACAGGCCAAGCGUGAGGAGGAGCUGAGGAAGGAGGAAGAGCGGAGGAAGGUGGCAGAGGAGCGGCAGCGUUUCGAGGAGGAGCGGAUGGAGCUGGAGAGGAAGGAGCAGGAGGACCGAGAGAGGAGAUACCGCGAGAGAGAGCGUCAGAUCGAGGAGCACAGGAAGAAAAUGCAGGAGGAGGAAGAGGCCAGAGAGAGGUUGCGGAACCAGCCCACUCUUGCAGCAGAGCCGAGCGGUGAGGACGCCAACCUGGACAAGAAGGAGUCUGAAGUGGAGGAGGCAAAGGCCAUCAUCGCCCAGCGGUCAGGAAACCCUCGGGAGUUCUUCAGGCAGAAGGAGCGAGCUUUGACCAUCAGCGUUGACACCUCGCCCGUCUCCAUCCACAGGGCCGGCCGUUUGGACAGCCCUUUCUUGAGGCAGCAGCACAGUCCCAGCGGCCCCAGUCCGAACCCCCCACUCCGGGGCGCGUCGCCCCUCCGCACCCCACCUCACGCACGGACGCAGCCCGCUGCUGCAGCCGGGGACGACAACGAUGAAGGGAGCACAGAAUACAACAUGGCCGCUGUGUCGCCCAUCCCUAAAAUAGUCACUACGGCCAUCAGUGAGGAUGUCAGCAAGGAAGAGGAAAACUUCAGAAAUGAGUGGGAUUCAGUGCCAAAGCAGGAGCAGAAGUCCCCAGUCCAGGAGUCGACUCCCACCAAGCCGGUGCAGAGCGUCGCCCCGCAGGCUCGCAACUCAGCCAACUUCUCUGUGUGGGAGUCCGGGACAGACAGCCUGGUUGAGCUAUGGGACAGCGGCCCUGCCCCUGCCACUGCCCCCUCCCAGUCCUCCCACUUGGUAGACUUGAUGAGUGACAGCACUGAUGCCCAACUGGCCGACGUGGCGCCAACCACCGCUGCCAGCAGCAGCAGCGGCGGCGGCCGGCCCCAGCCGCUCCUCAGCUUCGAUGAGAUGAUGGAUGGGACGUUCUGCUCAGGCACAGGCACAGGCGCUGACGACGACCCCUCCAGUCUGGUGGAUGUGGCAGGCUCUGACCAGAUGACCCUCAGCUACCAGCAUGCACUGCAGCACGCAUCAGGGGAGGGGCAGGAGCUGGAUGACGGACAGCUGCUGAUGACCAAUGGGGAGACGCUGCUGAAAGAAGGGACUCAGGCUAGUGAAGGCUAUUUCAGCCAAUCACAGGAAGAGGAAUUUGGCCAAUCCGAUGAGUGCUCAGCUAAACCUAUGCCGGCCUUUUAUAACAAGCCACCAGAGAUUGACAUUACGUGCUGGGACACGGACCCCGUGGUUGACGAGGAUGACGACUAACCGGCCAAUCAGAAACCACCACCGGACCAAGAGGAAGUAGAAAGUGCACAUCACCAAGAAUCAGAUUUUUUUUUUUUUUUCUAAAAAACAAAACACAAACAAAAAAAGUUAUAGCAAGUCUUGCAUCAAAACAACUUCUGUAUAAUCUCCUAAAGGAAAAACAAAGUUAGCCACCUAAAAAGGGUUUGAGUUAUCGUUAAAGAUGCUAAUGGGUUGGAAAGCUUGUUUUACGAGGGUUUUUUCUUCUGUGUGUUUGUUACUUUAUUUAUUUGGUUUUUCUUCUUUUUUUUUUUUUUUGCUAUGCAGAUGUAAUAGCUGGGAGCGGGGUACUUUUGUUUGUGUAUAUGAUUUAUUACACAGCAAAGUAGCGCACAGCUUUAUAUUAGAGACAAUGAACCCUUGUGUACGGCAGGUAGCCUGCACACCUAGUCGAUAGUGCUUUAAUAACCCCAGUAUAAAACUGUAAUCACAAUGGAUCAAUACAGCUGCCAUAUAUAUAUAUAUCCUCUUUCUUUCCAUUUCUUUGACCUCUUUUCUACCUCCCUUAUUCCCUCUGCCUUUCUCCUACCCUUCCAGCAGCACUGCAAAAAAUAUUCAUCUUCACAAGUCGAUUGUUUAGUCUUAAGAUCUCACUCUUUAUUGAAAAAAAAGGAAAAAAAAGUGAAAAAAUUCACUUUUUCCAAUGCACCCCACCUCCUUUCAGGAAUUUUGUUUUGUUUGUUGGCAACCUGGUUGAAGACACCUCUUUUGAAGAACUGACAUGAUUCCAGAAAAUUCUUAAAAUAAGUUACCCCUUUUGACCUUUUUCACUCCUUUUUAUAAGAUUUUAAGACUGAAGUCAAGCUGAAAUGACUUGUAAAUAUGGAUGCUUUUCAGUGUACACUACCUUUUUUUUCUGCCUCCUUAAUGAAUGAACAGCAGCUUCUGCACCAGCCCUGCCCUGUGGUUCCCCAAAAUUAAUCUUUUUUGCUCCACUGACUUAUUAACACUAUCCAAAAAAAAAAAAAAAAAAAAAAAAAAUCUUCAAAAAAAAGUCUUUUUUGCAUUUGACUUCAAAAUGUGUUCUAGAUAAAUAUAGAUAUUUUUGAAGUACUAAUAGUGUUUUUUUAGGCAAACUUGGCAUUGAAUCUGGCUUUGGGAUGAGGUGACCACUGUGAGUUCCAAAGCCAGAUUUGGCCUGUGCAUACUAGAGAAAAAAAAAUUCUUUAUAUUAUUCCUAUUCCUCUGGAGAACUCUCACUCUGUCCAAGGCUACACAUGAGAAGUCAUCUUUGCCUCCAGGUCCUGAAAAUGGAAAAGAAAGAGUGGCAGUAAAAUCCACACACCGUCAUAUUCUGCAUAGUUUUAACGGGACAGCUGGGGGCCCGGUACCUGUUGGGAGGGGAGGGGGGGGCAGCAUGGUGAGAAGGAUGCCUUGCCUUGUCUAAUCCUGUCUAGAUUUUAAUGUUCAUGUCAUGGCGAUUAGGCCUUACUGUCCCACUGAUCUGCAGAGAGAGAGGGAAGGAGAUGCGAGGGCAUGGAUAGGCUGUGCAGGCAGAGAUGUGGGAUCAGGGUUUAGACAAACCUGGGUCACAAAGUACUCGCUAAUAUUUUCUUAGUAUUUUGUUUUAGUCUGCAUGCAGUCUGCAUGCAGUACCAAGAUGAAUUGGCUUUAUCGGAUUGAGACAGAUAGAUAGAUUGAGUGAGAACGUCAGGUAAGUUGUGAGUUUCACAUACAUUACUGUAGUGGUCUUAGACUUUUCCAUGUCAAGGAGCCCCGAAAUCCAUGCACACAGUAAACCCCAGAUGCCCAUUUGAGAGGAAGUUAUCCUAAGGAGAAAAUUGUUUGUUGUUUGGUUUGGAGGUAACAAAGGUUGGUGCAGCAAAACUAUGAUCAAAUUAGGAUCACGACCAAGAAUGAUCAAAUGGCCAUCUUGAGAACUCAUAAAAGUUAAUUUAAAAAACGAUUUCUCCUGUUGCUGGGGACACCCUGCUACCGUUUCAGAAUUCACCUGGAACUAAUUUAAGAUUGGCUCUGUCAAGCGGACUGCUGAACAUUUGAUGAGCACCAGGGUUUGAUUAGAGCGUUCUCACCUACCCACAUGUACCGCACUAAGGGGGUUCCUUGAGUUCCUUUCAACCAGACUCAAUGCAGCAGGUGUGAACGCCACCUGAAAAUACUUUCUGUAGUUUGUUUCAGCUAACUUAGGUGCAGAUGGGAAGGAUUUACCACACAGGAAAAUACGACAAGCACCAGACGGUUUCCAAUCAUUUCAGGAAACUGUUCAAACUGUACGCACUUUUCUAAGACUGACAACUUACCUAACAUUUGGAACCUCACAAAACCCAGUCUGGUGCUCCAAGCGGCUCUACGCAAAUGCUAAAGAUUAUUUGCAAACACUGUCUGACCCAGGUCUGCCACCUGACUGCUUUUGUUCUGUGCCAAUGCAAAAAGUAACAUCUGUAUUUGUCGUUGUGUUGUUUAGCUUGUUUAACUCUCCCCGGAAACUGGAGUCACAGAUGGGGAGGGAGGUUAUAUUUUUAAUACCUGUCAAAAAGUGUGCUAGAAUUGAUAUUGAGGAUCUUUUUCAAUAUUAGCGACAACAGCAGACGUCUUUGUUGUAAAUUCCUGUAAAAAAAAAAAAAAAAAAACUCCUAGGCAAUAAUAAUUAUAUCUAGAACACUCGGAUAGUCAUUGUGAAGUUACAGAGCCCAGUUUCAGAAAAGCAUCUGCAGCAUCUUGGCUCAUUAAUUUACAGUGGAUCAAAGAUGAUCCAGGGGCUUAGAUGCUUUUCGGGAGCCAGCCAGCAGUGAGGCUUGGUUUAAACCUCUGCAGUUUGCAUGAUAAGUCCAUGUCUGACGAAAAACAUGAAAACCCAACACACACUAAGGUCAUUUUUAGGACAUUAUGGUCAUUUCACAAACUUCUCCCAAGAUCAGGUUCACUUAUUUAUCACUUGUUGAUGCUAUUUAGAUUUUUUUCCAAUCCUUAAUUAAUGGGUCAGAAUCAAGCAGCCACUUGUUAUUCAGUGCUGUGCUCUGAUUUUAAAUCUUAUCUUAAAAGACAGCUGAGCAAGAUUGGCUCUAAUACUGUGUUCAAAUCAUAAUCAUACUUAAUUAGACUUAAAUAUAAGCUGACAACUGAGAAAACACACAUCAGCCUCAGAGUGGGAAUAACAAGUGCAGCAGGAUAUGGGGGUUUUCUGUAGGCUGUGAUGCCGCCCACUUGGCAUCGUGUACUGACACAAAAGUUUAUCAGCAUAGGCCGAACACACAUUCACCAAGCAGCAGUCCAAGGUAAUACAUAUUAAAAAUUAUAUAAUUAUUAUUUAUUCAGGGCAAUCAACUUUACUUUUGAAAAGUGAGCAAUAUCGGUCACAGUUUUUUAUGGUUGAGUUUAAAUACAUCACAGUUAUUUGAGACAUUAAAUAUGAAUGUUUCCAGGUUGUAGCAAGGAGAUGUCUUCCUGUUGUUUCACUUCUUUCAAUAAGAAGUAAAUACAGCAUAAAUACACUAUUACUUUUAACACCACAGUCUCUCAGCUUGUAUACUUAAAAGGUCAAAGAAAAGGAAGGAAUCAACAAAAGAAAAAAAAUUCCAGGGCGAUAGAAAAAUCGAUGAAAUUUGCCGACACUGGAACAAAUCACAGCAGCUGCAGCUGUUGGUGCUGCUCAUGAGCGUCCAAUCGGCUCCCUCUUAGAAACGACAACAGGUUCUGUCACAUAGUCAACACACGCACUCACACACAGACUUCUCAUUGGCCAGCUGAACAUGUGUACUCCACAACCAGACAGAGGUGAAAGUGAGCUCUGUGCAGCUCUAGCAGCAUGGACGAUGCAGAGAUGUGAACCAGGCCUCAGCUGGCGGCGUGGCGGCUUGUGAGCUGAGCAGCGGCGCUUCUCAACCUCAUCAGUGCACAGGCAAACUGGCAAAACAGCAAGGUGACACCAAUUUAUGUUUAUAAUCACACCAGAGUGACAAGAAGUGCGGUGAGCUGCUGGCUGUGGCACAGUUUGAAUGAAUUUGGAGGGGAAAAUAUAUUUAUUGAAUUGAUUUUCUCUCAACAAAAACGCAGCAGAUAUUGAAAUGUGAAGAUGCGUCUGAGUUGGCCUCACAACAUGCCUUGGCACAGCUGGGUGGAUUCAGAAUGUAAUCUACUAUAGUCCCCCCACCCCCACCCACCACCACCAAUCCACCAGAUAAUGGCUGAUUCAGUGCUUUAAAUUCUAAUCAGUGAUCUGCUGGACCACUCCAAAGCAGUUACACAAUCUAAUGCUAUUUAUUCUGAUUCCUAAUCAUUGUCCAAUACAUUCUGAUUUACAGGGAAACCUGUGCCAAUAAAAGUCAUUGCUUGCACAAAAUAGUAAAGUUAAAAUACAGUUUAUCACAAUUUAACUUGGCUGACAGAAUCAUUUACAGCCUCUCUGUAUUUUAGAAAUGCUGCAUAAUACAUUUUUUUUUUGUUCCCAAUCAUCCAUAAUUUCACAAACCAAACAUUUUCUUGCCCUUGAAAGAAACUGUUUCUAUGUAAUCGACCAGGCAAGCACUUUUUUUUAAGUGUUUGCACUCCUUUGAUUAACUUGGUAACUUGCCUUGCCUUGACCACACUUUACAGUACAGUGCACAUGCAUGUAGGUUUCUCUACAGGUGAUCCUAUGAUUAAAGCAUAUUACCAUGAAACUGACCAGGCGGCGUUACCGACUAUAAUAUUACUGACAACAGUUUUGUAACUUUGCAAAAAUGGAGUAAAAUACCAUUCAGUUUAGUAAGAAGAGAAAUAGUCCUUGAGAGGCAUGUGGUGUGAUCAGUGGGUAACAGAUUACAAGGUCUGUUUUUUUGUAAUCUGAUAGCUGUAAUCCCAUCAUCAUCCACGACGCAGGCCUGCUCACUGUUUGGGUUGAGAACCACCGCUGGUCAAUGUGACGAGUACAGCGUGUUUUUGUGCAAAGAUGGCUAGAGAGCUGCUUCUUUCUGCUUUACAACAUUCCUCCUCUCCACAUCCUCUGCCGAUACGUUACUGUUCACACUGUUUGAGUUUCAACCUUUUUUGUUUGUUGGUUUGUUUGUUUGUUUCAACCCUGUCUCUCAUUCUCUCCCUGUUCCUCCACAGUGCAGUUCACACAUUCACCAGUAGAUGAUGCAGGUGUAUUAUUUGUACAGUAACUCCACUGCUGGACUACCUCUGUGCUGUCAUGUUGACAGAGGAUGUUUGUCCAUUCUUUGUUUUCUCCUUGCAGAUGUUUCACAGUAGUCUUAAUAUCCGAUUUACAGUCUAGACGUAGCAUUGCCACUAACUCUUUAGUAAUAUUUUUGAUUGUCGUCGAUGAUAAUCUAUAAAAUUUGUAGCACUUUUCCUUCCUGUAAAGUUUAAGAAUAGAUUUCCCAUGGUGCAACUCUCCCCAACAUGGCUCCAGACUGCCUUUCAUUUCUGUCUGUCUGACUCUGACUCUGAAUUCCAGUCGGAGAGCAGGCGCUUGGGAAGGGGAAUUCAUAGGGAAGAUGAAACAUUUUCACUGGGCUGAUGCAUCUUUGAGAUUAUGAAAAACACGUUUUCUUUCCAAAGUCCUCCAAUGCACCAUUGCAAAAACUGUUAUUUUCCAGUGCCAAGAGCCGUUCCCUGGCCGAUAUGAACCCAUGCAGCAUUUAGGGAACUGGAGUUUAGCUGAGAUCUUUCUGAAGAAAAGUGUAGUUCCACCAGGGAUUCCUCAUAGUAUCUGGUGAAGAACAUGAUGACCUUGGGGUUGCAGCAUGUUUGGCUCAAAAAUAUUGAUGAACAAUCCAACUAUUUGUCAUUUAUCAAUGCAGAAAAUAUUUUCAGCUUCAGGCAUGCACACACACACACACACACACACAUACACACACAGGCCUGGCCUUGGUUAAAGAUCCCAUAUUCAGUUUUCAUAUUUUUUUGUUAUCAAAUCUUCUCUGGCUCAGGACAAGAAUAAUGCUCUUCAUUAUGUUCUGCAAAUACAUGUAGCUCAGUUAAAAGUUGAAUUUGUUCAGUGACUGUGCAGACCAAGUCCUCACCACUCUGACUGGCCGACAGCAGCGGCUCCUCUCAUUCAGACGAGGCGAACCUGCUGGGUGAAGGCUUUCCAGUUGAAAUGCCGCAAAAUGGCCUUAUUGGGCAGAUUUCUGGAGUCCAGCUGUGAUGCGUUUCCUGGAGUAGCCUGGAGUUGGAGAAAUAAGGCGAAUUUUUUGAAAAUGCAAUACUUUCAACCAUUCAAGUCACAUCAAAUUAUAAUACUGUCCUUGUAGAACACCUGAUCAUACAUGUAAAUAAAUAAGAGGAAAAUCUGAAUUCCUGUAAUAUGGGACCUUUAAAUUUUCAAGCCUGAGUUAACUCUACUCUCCAUGAGUCACAUUGCUAUUCACAUGAUUCAGGCCUUGGAGUCAAGUUAAAUAAAUGCUAAUAAUAAAUAAAUCAAGACUAUCUGUUCAUGUCCCUGCUUUGAGUUGAACCCAGGAGCAAUAAAAAUGAUAAACCAUCGUAGUAUUUUGAUGUAAAUAGCUUUGACGGACUGAUUUUAUUAAUCCUUAUACUGAUUUACAACUUAUUGUUAUUAUUAGUAUUAUUAAUGCUAUUAUUACUAUGAUUGCUGUACCACUAACACUUCUUUGUACCUUUGACCCGGAUGGGUCACAGCAUUUUAAAGCAUGUUUAUUUUGAGAUGGAGCGGGCGUUUCCCCAGACGUUUGAUGUGGUGUUGUGGAGCUGAAUUUGCUCUCGGCGGUGUGGUGCUGUGGCAGCGAGGAGGCAGGAGGUGAGCUUCUGAGGGAAGGCGGCGUAGUCAGCCGGUAAUGAGGCCGAUAGAUGGGCAUACUCCAGAGGUCAGCCAGUUGAUUAGGGACAAUUUGAGCUUUUUUUUUUUUUAAUUAUCUCUUAUUAAUCAGCGGAUAUGAGCAGCGGUCACGCUCUGACACUUCCUCUCCACCACGAGCCAUCAAGGCCUGAGAGGCUGCAGGUUUUCACUCCAGCUCAUCUCACUGAUUAGCCACUCUUUUGCUUGUUUUUGAGUGUGCAAAUCAGUGAAAUGCUGCUGUAGUGUUUUGUUGGGGCGAAAACCCGCAGCCUCUUGAAUCUUGGGGUCCAUCACAUGCACAAGGAAGCUUCCUAGUUUGGUGACAGUCUUCGGGAAUGCGGCCAUUUAGGACUGUCUAGGUACAGCAGGGAGCAUAGGACACAUUAGCUUCUUUGAGUUGGCAAAGUUUUAAAGAAACACCAGGUGGUUCUUUGCUGCAUACGAUAUCCCGUAAGACCAAAAAUCCUCAUAUCUGGUUAUUUUAUUGGUGGACAAAAGCGUCACUUGGCAAGGCAAGUUUUGAAUGAAAAGGUUUUUUUUUAGAUGCAAGUGCAUGAGACCUGUGGCAUGUUUUAACUGAAAUGUAUCCAAAGGUGAGUGAGUUAUGUUAGUAAAGCCCAGUUACUUGGCCUUUCACCGCCUGAUGUCUUCUUGUUGUUGCUUGUUCCGUAACGUAACUUGCCUGGCAUAGCUGCUAGUCAUCCCACUGGAAGUAAUCGGACUCCAUAUUAGCUAGCUUGCCAUAAGGUAGCUAGAGUUAUGAGUACCUCCAGCACACUGACAGGCUUAGAUAAAAUUAAUUUUUUUUGGUUACCAUGGAAUGGAAAUACUCAAUUCUGAUUGGUCAGUCAUGGCAUUCUGUGGUGUGAUAUUUCUGAGCAAUGUCCGUCCUCAUGAAUAACUGUUGCUAUGGACGGAGACAAAGCAGGUUUGUUAUAUCACACCAGGCUGAAAGUCUGCUCCAUUUACAACCAAUUAAUCAGGCUAGAUAGCGACCCCUGCUGGAGCAAAGAAGCCAUUACAACAUAAAAAUCUCUGCUUACUUGGGCAACAUCUGAUUCAUGGUUGGAGGCUGAGCUAUGACCAGAAUAGAAACGAAAACCAGAGGAAACAACAAGGAGGAAUGUAGACUAAAAUGUGCAGUAGGUGUGUUUAAUAAAAUCUUUCAAAAUUCACAUUUUGUGUCAAAUUGUUGCUUUCUUUCAUAAGCAGCCUGGUCAUUACUGCAAAAGAAACCCGUUCAGGACAAUACCAGAUCUGAUCACCCUGUCAGGGUUUAUUUUGCGAUAAUGACCGCCUGGCUGGACAUUAGCCCUUUUACUGUACGUAACCCUGUAGACAAAAUAGGUGACUAAUAACAAAUGUCCUUUUCUAGUUGUCAAGGUGAUAGGAAGCUUCCUUGUAAAUGAGUCAGCUCCCUGAUGUCGUUUGUUUGAGAACCACUGGUGUGUUUGGGAGCUGCGAUGUAACCACAUGAGUUUUUCUUUAAUAAUGAGACUUGGUAAAUCUUUACAGGCGACUGGCAGUGAACCUGUGCCUCCCCUCUGCCACCCCACUGCCUCUCUGUGUGUGACACUGAGCUGAGACUCUCCUAACCCUGCAUCUUUAACUGUGGCUGAGCUCCUUUCUGCCCAAUUCUAAUGUCCUGCCGCCUCCUCCGACCCUGAAACAGCUCCCGGUAGUGUCUAUUACUCUCUCCCUUCCGCACUACAAGGACAAAAAUACUACUACUCUAAUAUUACAAGUACAACUACUACUACUACAAUCCCCCCCCCCCCCCCCCCACCCCAUCACGCCCUAAAGCAAGGCUUAGCCGUUCCUUUUUGACUCCCUUCUUUCUCUCUAAGACUUUUCUUUCUCUUUUCUCAUUUUGUACUUUGUUUUUCAUUUUCCUCCUUCUCCUCCUUUUUUCCGUCCGCUUCUCACACGCUCUCUUUUUUGAAAUAAGCACAAGAUCUUUUGUGACAUGCUAAAGUGCUGAUGUACUGUAUGUUAAUAAAAGACUUCAAAAAACC
This is a messenger RNA of Myripristis murdjan (pinecone soldierfish), 10714 nucleotides long. RefSeq names its product drebrin 1 (gene dbn1). Lineage: Eukaryota; Metazoa; Chordata; Actinopteri; Holocentriformes; Holocentridae. The coding region runs from base 65 to 1918 and encodes 617 amino acids. Gene Ontology annotation, molecular function: actin filament binding. The transcript has 15 exons. Gene Ontology annotation, biological process: positive regulation of dendritic spine morphogenesis; neuron projection morphogenesis; regulation of actin filament polymerization. Gene Ontology annotation, cellular component: lamellipodium; cortical actin cytoskeleton; postsynaptic membrane. The record is from RefSeq and is a predicted model, not a curated record.